This is a messenger RNA of Scomber japonicus (chub mackerel), 2742 nucleotides long. RefSeq names its product transforming growth factor beta activator LRRC32-like. The record is from RefSeq and is a predicted model, not a curated record. Bases 18 to 2027 code for a protein of 669 amino acids. The transcript has 2 exons. Lineage: Eukaryota; Metazoa; Chordata; Actinopteri; Scombriformes; Scombridae. Gene Ontology annotation, molecular function: protein binding.
GAGCUCUGACAACAGUGAUGGUACAGUUUAACAUAGGCAACACAGGGAAAAUGGUCAGACACAUGUUCUCUAAUCUUCUACUGCUCUGGUCACUUAGCCAUGAGGUUUAUGCCACUGGACUAACAAAUGGUGACCCAAAGGAGCAGUCCUGGAACAACCACAACCUCUCUUCUGUCCCUCUGGAUUUGGAUGUAAGGCUUAGAAAACUAGACCUGUCCAAUAACUUCAUCAGACAGUUGCACACACUUGGUCUGCCAUACUUGGAGCAGCUGGACCUGAGCUGCAACCAGCUGGAUUUCAUCUCCGAAGGGGCUUUUGAAAACCUGGCUCGACUUGAAGAGUUGAAUUUGUCCAGAAAUACGCUGAACAACAACCUUGGCAGUAACAGCAAAGCCCUCCAAUCCAUCAGUAGACUGAAGAGUUUGGAUAUGUCAAUGAACAGUCUGAGUGAUACUGCGGUGGAGCUAUACCUCCGAAACAAAUGGUCUCUUGAUCAACUGAAGAUGACUGGUAAUGCUUUAACGAGACUUACAUACAACUUGUUCAAAGAGAGUAAAAGUUUGAGGGUCAUUAAUAUUGACGACAAUCUGAUAACAGUUAUUGACGAGGGCACAUUCGAACCAUUGACCAAAUUAGAGACGCUAAACUUGGCCCAAAAUAAUCUCGCCCAUAUCUGUGAUUUUAAAUUACAUCAAGUUAAAUAUCUGAAUCUCAGUAGAAAUUCAGUACAGUUCUUUCUUACACAUCAGGAGGAUCACCAAUCGUACAGACUUGAAAUUCUUGAUCUAAGUUAUAACAAAUUACUUUAUUUCCCAAUUGUUCCAAAGAUUAACCGUUUGAAGUAUCUUCAUUUACAAAAUAACAUGGUUGGUGCCCUGAAUUCAGAGGCAACAAUGGUGUCAGAAGCCAAUUCUCUUUAUAAUGAGAUUGUAAGUCAUGGUGACACUAACGUUAAGAAAAAUGACCUUCACGCAAACUGGAGGCUGAUGCCUCUGGUUCAUAUUGACUUGAGCUAUAACCACUUCAGAUCUUUCCCACUGGAGACAUUGAGCCUUCUCUCAUCUUUGGAAACGCUGAAUUUCAGCCAUAACUGUGUUCAGAACAUCAUCUGGAAUGUUAGAAAUGAUAGUGAAUCAGGACACAAUCGUCAGCUUUUCUUUUCUUCUUUAAAGUACCUUGACCUGCAAAGCAAUGGAAUUGUAUCUAUUUCCCCUCUCUUCCUCAAGACACUGACACAUUUAGAGACAUUAAAUCUUCAAGACAAUUCUGUGCAGCCUUGUUCUCCCAUGGACCAUUUGCCAAGCUCUCAGUCAACAGCACAAAUAAAUUACAACACAUCCUGUGUCAUCUUUGGGCAAUUAAGGACUCUUAAACACCUAAAUCUUAAAGAAAACAACAUAAAGAUGCUUCACGCAAACUCAUUUCAGAAAACCUCUUUGAUUUCCCUCAAUCUUGCAAGAAAUGUACAUAUGGUAAUGCAUGUGGAUGCACUAGAGGAUGUGCAGGGAAGUCUUCAGUCUUUGACUCUCAGUGAACUCAACAUGACCAGCUCUGAUCUGUCUUUACCUUGUAUGCCAGUGUUAACCAAGCUGAAUGUAUCAAACAAUGACCUAAACAUCAUGCCCAGCAGUUUGAGUUGCUCUCCCUUGAGAGAAAUCGAUAUAAGAAAUAAUGCCUUUGUGUCUUUAAACCACUCUUUGAUUCUUGCUUUAUCUGUACACCUAAAUAUGAUGCACAUUAGUGGGAAUUAUUUUAAUUGCUGUGACAGUAAAUGGCUGAUGCUCCUAAAUGAAUCAAAUAUCAACCUGCCUGAUGUCGGCCAAGCUGAAUGCUUCACAAGUGGUAGUAACAUUUUGAUCACAGAGUAUUUGAACAGUUCUGCAGAAAUACAUUGCUUUCAUACAAAAACGCAGGAAAUUCACUUUGGGCAAAUAAUUACAUUUAUUUUAUUUAUAACUGUAAUAUUGAUAGUGUUCAUCAUAUUCACCAGAAGAAUGUGUUGCAAUCGAAGAUCAUUAAUAGUGUGAUAUAACAUCUGUUUUUGUUGGUUUAUUGUGUAUAUUGUUUCAUAUGGGUUACAUGUGUAUACUGUAUGCAAACCAAAUGAGAAACUGGAGAACAGACUGCAGUUACUGAAGCAUAUUUCCUGUGAGUGUCAUUGUGCAUGACUAGUUUCACUAUAAACAACAGCUUAGGCUGUACCCCUUUUACAAUUUCAGUGAAGAAGUAUAAAGAAGACUCCAUUUCAUUGCACAUUACUCUGUUUGUGAGACAUGCAUCACGCUGUGUGACCUGUGCAGCUGAAAUAUUGUGAUUAAAAUUGGCUUUAUCGACUCCCAAGCCGUUUGGUCACAGUGCGUGCCAAAUCGCUGUUUUUGCCCAUCCUUCAUUGUGAAAUGUUUGUUUGCAACUAAAACUUUAACCUUGGCUCAAAUUUGUAUGACGUCUGUGAAGCCUUGCACAACAUUCCCAGAAUGAGGACUAAGCUCCUGAACAAUUCAACCCAACGCCAAGUACGGACAUUGUAACAGUUCCUUUAUGAACAUAGCUUAUCUUACAGUGUAUAUAGAUAUAUGUUUGAUCCAUUAUUAUAAAUAUCAUUAUCUCCAUUUGUUUAUGUUUUAUAAUGCAUAACUUAUCUAGUUCUGAUCCUGGAAGACUGUCAUCAAAUGUUGUAAAUCUGGCAACAGUCAUGCUGUACAUAAUAAACAUUCUGUACCUAGUAAUAACAAUAUGUUUUUC